Messenger RNA from Didymella exigua CBS 183.55, 1419 nucleotides. RefSeq names its product alpha/beta-hydrolase. Bases 1 to 1419 code for a protein of 472 amino acids. Gene Ontology annotation, biological process: proteolysis. Gene Ontology annotation, molecular function: serine-type carboxypeptidase activity. Gene Ontology annotation, cellular component: fungal-type vacuole. Lineage: Eukaryota; Fungi; Ascomycota; Dothideomycetes; Pleosporales; Didymellaceae. The record is from RefSeq and is a predicted model, not a curated record. The transcript has 6 exons.
AUGGAACGCCUCGCACUGCUCGCUGCCGCCUUGGUGGCCGCUUCACUGAGCGGUGCUCGUGCGACUUAUUUCGUUGAGCGUCAAGUGCCUGCCAAUGCUACAGGUGUCACGGCAAUCACCUCUCCUCAAGGCGCACAGACCCGCCUCAACGAAAAGACCAACAUGUUCUUUUGCUUCUUCGAAGCACGCGAGAACCCUCAAGAGAAGCCACUCAGUCUCUGGUUGAACGGGGGUCCAGGCUCGAAUUCUCUCAUCGGUCUCUUCCAAGAGCAUGGUCCUUGUGUAGGCUUCUCCUACGACACCACCGAGGUCGACGAGAAAAGCAGGUACUCGCUUGUCGACCCUGACGCAGCCAAUACCAUUCACGCUGCUGCUGUUGGUGCUUGGCACAUCUUGCAGAUCUUCUUGGAGCUUUCCCCCCAACUCGAUGCAGACAUUAAGAACCCGACCUUCAACCUCUGGACUGAGAGUCACGGAGGCCACUGCGGGCCUGGCUUUGACAAUUAUUUCUAUCGACAAAACGAGGCCAUCCGCAAUGGCUCUACCAAAGGUGUCGAACUGCACAUGGAUACUCUCGGUGUUAUCAACGGUCUCAUCGAUGAGCAGAUCCAAGCUCCUUACUACCCUGAGUUCGCUAUCAAUAACACAUACGGUAUCAAGGCGUAUAACGACACGGUCUACACUUUCGCAAAGCAAGCAUUUUACUAUCCUUGGGACUGCAAUGACCAGAUCGAGUAUUACAAGCAGCCGAACCGCAGUACCGAAGAUGGCCAGCUCGCUUGCUCGUCCGCUAUGACUAUGUCGAUCGCUUACUACUUCGUGGACUUCCUCAACCUUGCUUCCACCCAAGAAGCCCUUGGUUUCAAUAUCAACUACACAUCUGCAAGCUCUUCUCCAGUGUUCUCCUGUUUCUCUUCAACCGGUGACUUCGUCUACUCCUUCAUCGAAGACCUGUCUGAUAUCCUCGGCUACGGUGUCCGUGUUGCUCUCCUUUACAGUGGCGUUCACUACAUCUGCAACUGGUACAUCUGCAACUGGUUCGGUGGCGAAGCGGUGUCUCUUAUUAUCAACCACACUGACAAGGCUGCUUUCAACGCGGCUGGAUACACGCCGUUCCUCGUCGAUGGCGUGGAGUACGGCCAGGUACGCGAGUAUGGCAACUUUAGUUUCACGAGAAUCUACGAAGCUAGCUACGAGGUUCCAUACUAUCGGUCUGUGGCUAUUCUGAAGUAUUUUAAGCGUGUGUUGGAUCACGUUAUAAUUGCAGAUGGCAGCAAGGUCGUCAUAGAUGACUACAGCACGAAUGGCACUGCGAAGGCUACGCACACUGAGCCUUACGUUCCGCUGCCGCCCACAAGCACACCGAUAUCUUACAUUAAUACUGGUGAGAGGAGAGUGAAGACGGUCUGGCGUGACUAA